Messenger RNA from Pelmatolapia mariae (spotted tilapia), 651 nucleotides. It is a transcript of the gene fam221a, whose product is annotated as family with sequence similarity 221 member A. Bases 1 to 651 code for a protein of 216 amino acids. Lineage: Eukaryota; Metazoa; Chordata; Actinopteri; Cichliformes; Cichlidae. The transcript has 6 exons. The record is from RefSeq and is a predicted model, not a curated record.
AUGGAGAGAAUAGGUCUUGAUCAAUCCGCUUUAAAAGCAGUUGAUGACUACUGGGAAUACAGAAGGAUUGUGGGUGAUGAUGAUGGAGAAAAGCUCUUCACUCCAGAGCAAUAUGAGGAAUACAGAAAGAAGAUGUUUUCUCAGCGACUUAAAAACCGGUUAUAUGUGAGCUAUGGAGUGCCUGGGGGUAUUGACUGUAAGCUGAUUGGCCCAGAAGCACAGUGCUUCUGUGCACAUAGGUACAAGCAACAUAAAACAGACUGGGAAGUGGUUCCCUCUGAGCGACCCCUGGCCUUACCAUGCAGAGUCAAGGGAUGCUGCUGCCCUGCCUACGAAUAUGUUCCUCGGCUUGGACCGAACCCCGUGCGCUGCAGGUGUAAACACUUACCUCAACAUCACAGUGAAGCAGCAGGCCACUUGUGCAAGUCUUGCAAUUCCUGUUCUGGAUUCCAGAGUCCCUACACCUGUGGGUGUGGCCAGCCCAGCUCUGAACACCAGACUCUGGUUGAGACAAAACUGGAGAGGGAGGCACGGGGUCAGCCUGUGGGCAGGGAUGUCCCUUAUGCUGCCAUGGGUGGGCUGACAGGGUUCAGCUCCUUGAUUGAUGGUUACCUAGCUUUGGAAAUCAGUGGCUCAGGGAAGCAAAAGUAG